Messenger RNA from Cooperia oncophora, 306 nucleotides. Lineage: Eukaryota; Metazoa; Nematoda; Chromadorea; Rhabditida; Trichostrongylidae. The record is from the annotation of a GenBank genome assembly.
AUGGAGCAAUGCUGGAGCGUCAACAGAGGUGACUUGAGCCCCGUCGAGAGUUGUGAAGGUAUCGGUAACCCUCACUACUUCUACAUCGAUCUUGUAUUUGCUCUUGCCGGUACUACGGCCGGAUGGUUGUUCAUCCUGGGCACUCUUGUCAGUGAUACGGUACUUGGAGGUGCUGUCGCGGUGUUGGCAUUCGCUUUCAAUCACGGUGAGGCGACCAGAGUACAAUGGACACCACCACUUCGUGAAUCUUUUGCUUUCCCAAUGAUUAUCGCCCAAAUAACAGUUGUCACAUACAUAUUAAAGUGA